AUUUCCGCCCGCCAUGGUUGGACUGUUUAAUUAAUAUAUAAAUAGAUAUGGGCCCAGGAAAACCGCAACCAGUGAACUUUCUUCUCUCAAACCAUCUAUACGUGUAUCGCAAUGAAGUUUACGAUACUAGCCGCCUCCCUGGCCGUGGUUUGCACGGCGACACUUGCACUAGGGUCGAAACCGGCAGGUCAUACUGGUGCUGACGGCCAACUCGAACAGACUCCAGCCGAAGAUCGGCAGUGGAAAGUGGAAAAGCGUCAUACCGGAAAGAAGAUCCACAUUUUUCUCGGCAAAGGGCCAGGAAAGAGCAAAAAGUCCAGUAAAAAGCAUGUCGAUAGCGACGGAGCAGAGACGCAAACACGUAAAACUCCCGAGUUGACGACACGGUCGGACAAGGUCGAAGAUUUGGCCGCAUCGGCUACAUCCGACGCGCCAGACACUGCCGUUGGUGAGAGCCAACACUACGAAGUCCCUGAGCACAACAUUGUGAAGGAGAAGAUCAAGAUCAAGCACCACCACCACCAUCAUCAUCACAACCAUGUGAAGACGGUGGUCAAAAAGGAACCCUACCCUGUUGAAAAGGUGGUUCAGGUUCCGGUCGAAAAAAUCGUUCACGUCCCCAAGCCGUACCCAGUGGAAAAGAUCGUAGAAAAGGUUGUGCACGUUCCGGUUGAAAAGAUCGUCCACGUGCCGAAGCCCUAUCCGGUUGAGAAGAUUGUUGAAAAAGUAAUCCACGUGCCCAAACCGUACCCAGUAGAAAAAAUCGUUGAAAAGCCUGUUCAUAUCGCUAAGCCUUAUCCAGUUGAAGUGAAGGUUCCGUAUCCUGUGGAAAAGAUUGUUCACGUCGACAAACCCUACCCGGUCGAGAAGAUCGUUGAAAAGGUUGUGCAUGUCCCCAAACCAUAUCCAGUGUACAAACAGGUUCCAGUACCAUACGAAGUCAAGGUACCGUACGAAGUACCCAAACCAGUUCCCUACCCUGUCGAAAAGAAGGUUCCCUAUCCAGUGGAAGUGAAAGUACCUGUUGAAGUCGAACGAAAGGUACCUGUCCCGGUAAAGGUGGAAGUCGAGAAGAAGGUGCCUGUUCCUUUUAAGGUUUAUGUACCGGUCGAGAAGAAGGUUCCAUAUCCAGUUCCGGUCAAAUCCCAGUCCCAGUUUCCAUUUGACAAAGAUAUCGGAUAUGCGUCAACCAAACUACAUCCAUUCGAAUCCCAGCAUCAUGAAGUGAAACACUACGGCGACGAAUAUUCUAAUGGUGAGGAAGGGUAUAGAAGAACUACUAAGACUACAUAUAAGAAAAAGUCUAAGAAACAUAAGAAAACUGAGGAAUAUCAACAGCAGCAGCAAAACCAGCAACACUCAGCGCCAGUGACUGAAGAUAAUCAUGAAAAUCACUCUGGACUGUCCAGCUCUUAUGCUAAUAGCGGAAGCUCGGAAAACUCUCAGCUAUAUCAGAACGGUGCUCACUAUUCGCAUACCACGAUAUUUACUCAUCCUCCAUCGCCUGCGCAUAGCAACUCUCAGCAGCAGCAACAACAACAGCAACAACACCAACAACAACAACAGCAGCAACAAUACCAACAUCAGCAACAGUACAACAGCCAUGACCAACAUCAGCAACAGUACAACAGCCAUGAACAACAUCAGCAACAGUACAAUAGCCAAGACCAACACCAACAACAGUACGGCAGCCAAGACCAACAACAAUACAACAGUCAAGAAAACAGCAAUUACUUCAAUCAGCAACUUCUUCAAUACAGCCAACAACCCAAAUAUGGACCAUCGACAUUCCCCCAACAAAACGACUACCAAUCGCAAGCAGCUAGCCAGGAGAGUCACUACCACCACACCGAUCACUAUGGGUCGGGUACAACCCAACAAGAGGUGAUUGUGACCCCACCAGCAGCCAACGGACAACUCACAUACGACAUGUCACAACAAGCUAUGCCACAAGCGUUUACCCUCACCGCACCAUCCAAUCCGGGAACCACGUUGCAGCUCGAAUCCCAACCCCAGCCAUUCCAACUCGUCCAGUUUUCGCCCUUCCAGUUCCAAACGCCCACCGGAUUCUCGCUGCCGACCGCUAGGUAAAACAUUUUCCAAUGCAACGUGGUAGAAUGUUUCGCGAAGAAAAACAAGACUGCAAAUCAACCCCCAUCCCCCCAUGCACGGUUACCAGUUCGGAAGGAAUCCCUCCGAUAUCAUUAACUAUUUAUAGGUAUUGUUUACAACUUAAGCUCCGCCUAUGAAAUCUAUUUUUGUAAAAUAGUAUUGUUGUUGAACCGUUCUCAAGUGUCCUAGUGGUUAAGCCUCUCAGCCAGGUUAGCAUAACUUCAAACUCGUAGGCCACUUAUGCACUGUUCCGAAGAUCACCACAUCGCCACGUAGCUUGCUGACCAUGUGCUGAUUUUAAUAAUGAUAGAACAUACCAAAGCUCAUUAUCAAUGUAAGCGUGAUAUUAAGAUAAUUUUCUUUUCUCGGCUCCCAUAUUUUCCUGCAUGAAGAAAAAGAAGCAUAUAGCCAAUAAUGAGACAGCGGAACAAAAGCGAAGCUCUAGAUCGUUUAGCAGAUUAAGUAUUGUGUCGUUGAUAGGUUUUGGUUGGCUGGUUUCAAAUCCAAGGUCAAAUUCCUUUCAAUACAUUGAGUGAAUGAUAAUCGUUUCUAACCAUGAGUGCUUUUCAAACUUUUGUUUUCAAGUUGCUAAAAAUGAGGUCAGAAAGAAAUUAAUGUAUUUUCGAUCCUUUUGAAUUUAUGCUAAAAUCUAUCACAUACCAUUUUCCCCUAUUUACAAACUCAACGUACUGAAGCAAAUUUGACCUUAGAUUAGAACUCGGUGAUCCAUAAUUUAUCGAAAAUAUAAUAUGAUCUUAAGGACAUACGAAUGUUUCGAUGUGCUAUAAAAAAAGACAGAAAAAUCUGAUGUUUUAUACUCAUAAUUAUUCCAACCAAAGCACAAUAGAAAACCAUUGAACCCCAUAGCCAUUCCGACAGCUUUCGGUUAGGAAAAUAUUGCCUUGAAAAGAGAACUUACAAAUAGAAAAUCUUUGUGUACAUAUUAUACUUCCUUCUAUUGAAGAAACUGUUUGUGGUAAGGCAGAUUGAUUGCUAAUAGUUGCAAAUACAAAAAU
Messenger RNA from Armigeres subalbatus, 3128 nucleotides. RefSeq lists its product as uncharacterized. Lineage: Eukaryota; Metazoa; Arthropoda; Insecta; Diptera; Culicidae. Bases 112 to 2091 code for a protein of 659 amino acids. The record is from RefSeq and is a predicted model, not a curated record. The transcript is spliced from 2 exons.